UUUUUCUGAAGUUGGUUGAUGAUCUGAGCUCGAGUCUUAAAGUCGGAGUUGAAUCAUAAACUAUUUAAACAUGAAUUUAUUAUUUGUAUUGCUAAUGUAUUGAAUGAUAUAAAUUAUAGUUGGCCAUGAAAGCUGCGUGAGGCAAUUGAUAAGUUAUAUCACGAGAAUUAAAGCUAAACUGUUUUAUUGUUGAAAACCAAAGUUACAUCAAGACUAUGGCGUCUUCUCGUCAGAGUGAUGAACCAGACGAAGAGGCUGAUAUAAACGAUGACGAAGAGGAAAUUACUGAAGAGGAGGAAGUCCACGAGUCUGGGAGCACUGCCACAGUCGGGCGCUCCGUCACACUACAGAAGCUCCUUGCAGCCGGGAUUCUGCAGCCCGGAGAGAACACAAUGUCGAUCGAGUACUUGGGCCAGAAGUUCAUGGGCGAUCUGCUGCAAGAUGGGAAGAUCCGGUCAGUUGAGACAGACAUAGUGUUUGCAUCCCCCAGCGCAUGGGCCAUUCAUUGCAAACGAAUCAUUAACCCUGACAAGAAAUCCGGAUGUGGUUGGGCAUCUGUGAAAUAUAAGAAUAGAAAACUAGAUGCUUGCAAGAACGAAUACUUUUUUAAGAAAAAACCGUUUGCUAAAAAUAAGGAAAACGAACUUCACUUAGACCAAAAGGGGAAAGAAAACGAACAUCAGUCAGACGCAGAUGAAGAGAUGGAACUGAAACCUCCCUCUACAAUUCUACCUCCCACCCCUGCCCCGACUCCAACCCUUCAACCUGCGUUUGUUCGCACUGUCGUCAAACACAAUAUGUUAGGAAACCGAUCAACGUUACAUGACCCAAACACUUUGGUGGAGAGUAUACCAUUCUCGCUGCUUGGGAAGAUUCAGCCAUUCCUGGUGUCCAUGGCGACCAAUGCAGCUCUGGUAAUGGACUUCCACUGUCAUCUGACCACAUCAGAAGUGGUGGGCUAUUUGGCAGGCCAUUGGGACGUGAAUGCCCACAAUUUGGCAAUAACACAUGCAUUCCCAUGUCGAUCUCGGCUGAGUGAUAAGGAGAUGGCACCUUUGGUGGAAUCUGAGAUACAAAGGGCAAUGGAGUCACGAAGGCUGACGUUGGUGGGUUGGUACCACUCCCAUCCCUCUUGCCCUGCCACCCCCUCCCUCCGUGAUAUUGACACACAGCUGGAGUAUGAGAUCAUCAUGCGUGGUGGUACAGAUGCCAGCUACACUCCUUGUGUUGGUGUUAUCUGCUCCCCAUACAACAAGGACAGCCUGAGCCUGGAGUCGACAGUGGUCAGCUACUGGGUGGUGCCACCUCCGGAGAACAAGCCUCACGAGUACGGCAAACCCAUGCUUAUGUCCUACAGUGUUAUCCAGGAUCAGUAUCUCACGCAGGACACGCUCAACGAGAUGAAAAAGUGUGCUGAUUAUUACAAAGGAGAUCCAGAUGUAGUAAAAUUUGGUGAUAAAUACAAAGGCAAUGUGACUUACCUUGACAAGCUGAAGACGACUCUGACGUCCAAGUUCCCACGGGACCAGAGUGAUGGAAAGUUAUGGAGGUAUCUGAGUGAGCUAGUGAUGCCAGGCAGUACAGGGGAGCUGGCACCUCCCACGGUAAGCACUCUACAGAUGCAUUGCCUCUCUUCCUCUCCAUCUACCUCUGCUGCUGCCGCUGCCGUCGCCUCCACCUCUAUGGGACUCAGCAUACCCAAGGCCAGCUCUCUAUUCAGCGCCGAAAUAGCCAAUGCUCUCUUCAGUGCCAGCAAGUUUCCGACGCCCGCCUCGCUUAUGGGUCUAUCGGCACUGUUUCCCGCUCCAGCACCUCCCAGCCUGCUCAAGUACCCGUCGACAAAAAUGCUAGAUAAGAACUACACCAUGACCAGUGGACACUCCUGAGACUUACUCUCGCUUUUUAAGCAGUGAUCUCAUAGACAACGAAAAUCGCCACUCUUGCGAUACGGGUAGUUUGACACGUCACAUUAGGUUUAUGGAUGUACAUCGAGGUGCGAGAGUCUUACCUUUAUUACGAAUUUUGGUUUUAAGGUGUAAAAUGUUUAUAUGAAAUACUGUUAACGGAUUUGAGGAACAGUUGUAUCUUAGUAAACAGAUUUGCCAUGCAAUCUGUACAUCGAGAAAUGUUGCAGUAUUUUAUCUGAAAGGGCUGGGAAGUUAAAUAUUUAUCUAGAUUAAUUCUUCGGUUACGUUACUUAGGGUAAAGUCAAGAGUGUCAGUACAUUCCGAGACAUUAGAUGUAGUUUUGAUAAAGGGGGAAUACCCAAAACCUGUACAAAUAUAAACAGUGAGAUUUUUUUAUAUGUUUGUGUGUUUCAGUAAGUUUUUUGUUGUCUGAAUGUACAUGUGUGUUGAGUGGUUUUGUAUCCGUUUAUUGUAAGAGAUGUCCUCAAAUUAAUUCUCAAUUGGUUGUGGAUAAAUUAUGAAAUACAUUAUAAAAAUGUAAUUUAUACAGAAAUUUUCUGUAAAAUAAUAUUGAUAGUUUAUAAAUCAUUUAAUUUCUUCUAAUUUUAAAAUUAUUAAUAUGCGUAAUUCUGUAUUUUAUAAAUAAAUAUUAUUUAAUAAGUUUGUUAAUUUUGUUAGAGCGCAAUUACAAAUAUUAGUAAAUUAUAACAACAUUAUUUGGUGUAUUGGAGAUAUUUUCAUCAAAAGAACAUAAUAAAUGUGUAUUUUUAACCCGUUUGCCACU
Messenger RNA from Homalodisca vitripennis (glassy-winged sharpshooter), 2691 nucleotides. Its product is annotated as MPN domain-containing protein-like. Gene Ontology annotation, molecular function: polyubiquitin modification-dependent protein binding; metallopeptidase activity. The coding region runs from base 216 to 1886 and encodes 556 amino acids. The transcript is spliced from 13 exons. Gene Ontology annotation, cellular component: BRISC complex; BRCA1-A complex. Gene Ontology annotation, biological process: double-strand break repair. The record is from RefSeq and is a predicted model, not a curated record. NCBI's taxonomy places the organism in Eukaryota, Metazoa, Arthropoda, Insecta, Hemiptera, Cicadellidae.